UCUGCAGUAUAUUUAAAGUCUCCGUGCCAAGGGGAUAAAAAAUUGCAGCAAGAUGUUUAAUUGUCAAGAGUUAGCAUGCACAGAGGUCAAUUUUUAUUGUAGUUGUUUGCCUCCAUAUUUGAAGAUUUGCUCUUACCUCUUUUCAGUCUUUUUACUUUUGGAUCAUACGAUGGGGAGCAAGGAAAACAAUGAAAAGAUAAAAGCAAUCAGAGCAAUUUUGGGCUCCGAGUCAUCAGAAAUGGACAUAAUCAGAGCUCUUCAUCUUGCAAAAAAUGACAUUACUAGGGCUAUAAACAUUAUUUUUGACAUUCCUGGGUUUCAAAAUAGGGACAAGUUCAAUAUCAAACGCACCACACCUGGUGCUGGAGCUCGAGUUUCAGUGGCCAACAAUCAUGUUUCUUCUAGGAACAAUCUAGAUUACUCUAUUAUGGAAACUCCUGUAAUGGAUAAAGACAAAAUGAUCAUUCCAUAUGUGCACAUGGAAGCUACACAGAGAAAUGAACAUGGAGUUUCCACACCAUUGAAGCAAGAUUCUCCAAGAACACCCUAUAUGCGAAUGACUCAAUCACAAUCGCUGGCUAAGGUUGACAGAAGUGCAAUUGUAUGUGUCGAUUCAAAGUCUUAUGACAGAAGUGCCAUUGUAUGUGUUGACGAUUCAGAGUCUUAUGAUAAAUCCAAGUUCUCUAGUCAAGGAUAUGAAUUGAGCAUAAUUGAGGAAUCGAGUUGCUUCUCCAGUAGUGAGGGUGGUGAAGGGUUCAGUGCUCCUCAGAUGGAGGAUGAUUGGUGGUUUGUUGGUAGCACUGAAGUGACAGGUUUUUCAACUUGUAGAGGUAGGAAGAUUAAGAGAGGAGAUGUUGUUACAUUCUCUUUUCCCGAUCCUUCCAAUCAAUCUCACUCUAGAUAUUGGGGAAGAGGAAGAGCUGUUGCUGCCUGUUCUGAGAUUGUGAGAUUCUCCACAGAAAGAUCUGGAGAGAUUGGUCGCCUUCCUACCGAUUGGACUCGAUGCCUUAUUCCUUUGAUCAACUCAAAAAAAGUGACAGUAGUGGGUCAUUGUGUAGCUGCACCUGAAACCCUUGGGUUGAUGAACUGUAUACUGCUGAAUAUCAGGUUGUAUAUCCAUGAUUCGAUUUUUACAAAUGACAGUGGACUUCCAUCAAAAUUGAUUGUUUCGUUGACAGAGGAUAGUACGGUUCACCCUCUUCCAACUUUGUUCAAGUUGCUUGGCAAGGAGCCCUUUCAAAAGGCUGAAUUCACUCCUGAUGAUCUCUACACGAGGAAACGUUCUCUAGAAAUUAGGGAUAGCUCCAGGGACUCAAUACCAUCACUACCUGCACGCAAAUGCCGCAAGCUUACUUCAGGUGUGGAAAAACAGGAAGAUGAAGGAGAGGAGGCUUUGUCUGAUUCAGAUUUGAACAAACUAGUUGGUGCAUCGGAAAGCUGCUAUCUAGAGGAAAAGGAACCACCAACUACUUUGUUGUGUGAAUUACGUCCAUAUCAGAAGCAAGCACUGUUUUGGAUGACUAAAUUGGAAAAGGGAACAGAAAUGGAAAAGGCUGCAAAAACCCUCCAUCCCUGUUGGAAUAGCUACCAUAUUGCCGACAAGAGAGCAACAGUGGUUUAUGUCAAUGUCUUCUCAGGGGAGGCAUCUAAUAAGUUUCCCAGUGCCUUGAAAAUAACAAGAGGAGGAAUUUUGGCAGAUGCAAUGGGGCUUGGGAAGACUGUGAUGACAAUUUCUCUUUUGCUUGCAAACCCUGGAAGAGGAGGCUCUGCUAAGGUUACAGAUGAUGUUGAUCUUUAUAAAGAUGACUCUGGUGUAAUAACUCUUCCAGAUUCCUCCUCCCCUUUAACUGAAACAAAUCAGAAGCAUAAUGAUGCUGCAAGUAAAACCAACUUGAGACAAUCUGGAAGACAAUUUCAUAAGGGAGGGGGCACCCUCAUAGUAUGUCCCAUGACAUUGUUAGGGCAAUGGAAGACGGAAAUUGAGGCCCAUGUGCAAUCUGAAUCCUUAUCUGUUUAUGUUCAUUAUGGAGAAAGCAGAGCAAGAGAUGCCAAACCUCUUUUGGGACAUGAUGUCGUCUUGACCACAUAUGGAGUGUUGUCAUCAGGAUUCCAGUCUGAGAAUCCUCAAGAAGAAAGUGUGCUUCAUGCAAUACACUGGUUUAGGGUGGUGCUUGAUGAGGCACAUACCAUAAAGUCCUCCAAGUGCAGAGUAUCGCAAGCUGUAUUUGCCCUUGUUGCGGAUCGCCGCUGGUGUCUUACAGGAACUCCCAUACAGAACAAACUUGAGGACAUUUACAGUCUUCUCCAUUUUCUACGGGUUGAGCCAUGGAGUAACUGGGGAUGGUGGUAUAAAUUAAUUCAGAAACCUUAUGAGGAAGGUGAUGAACGUGGGUUGAAAUUAGUACAGGCUAUUUUAAGGCCACUAAUGUUGCGGAGGACAAAAGACAGCACCGACAAAGAUGGCAGACCCAUUCUUGUUCUUCCUCCAACUGAUGUGCAAGUAAUUGAGUGUGAGCUUUCUGAAGCUGAGAAUGACUUCUAUACAGCUUUGUAUAAAAGAUCUAAGGUCAAAUUCGAUCAGUUUGUGGAACAAGGCAAAGUUCUUCAUAACUAUGCUUCGAUUCUGGAGUUGCUUUUAAGGCUGCGCCAAUGUUGUGAUCAUCCCUUUCUUGUCAUGAGCCGUGGUGAUACACAACUCUAUUCUGAUAUGAACAAACUAGCAAAACGUUUUCUUGAAGGAAGCAAGCUGUCUGCUAAAGGAGAUUCUCAUACUGCACCCACAAAAGCUUAUAUUGAAGAAGUGGUUGGAGAGCUUAGUAAUGGUGGAAGAGGAGAAUGUCCUAUUUGUCUCGAAUCAAUCGAAGAUGCAGUGCUUACACCUUGUGCACAUCGUAUGUGUCGUGAAUGCCUAUUAGCAAGCUGGAACAAAUCUUCAAGUGGCUUUUGUCCUAUAUGCAGAUAUACUAUAAGCAAACAUGAUUUGAUCACGUGUCCAACAAAUAGCCGGUUCCAAAUAGAUGUUAAGCAAAAUUGGAAAGAAUCAUCAAAGGUUUCUGCUCUUUUAAAAGAGUUUUCUGGACUUAAGGCAUCAGGGUCAAAAAGUAUUGUCUUUAGCCAGUGGACUUCCUUUUUAGACCUUUUGCAGAUACCUUUUCAAAGGAUGAAUUAUGGGUUUGUGCGCUUGGAUGGAACAAUGAGCCAACAACAGAGAGAGAGAGUGAUCAAGGAAUUCAGCCAAAAUCCACAUAUUUUGGUGAUGCUCAUUUCCUUGAAGGCUGGAGGUGUGGGGAUAAAUCUAACUGCCGCAUCUAAUGUUUUUCUGAUGGACCCAUGGUGGAACCCUGCAGUUGAGGAGCAGGCAAUUAUGCGCAUUCACCGCAUUGGUCAGACCAAGGAAGUUAAAGUCAGGCGUUUCAUCGUUAAGGGUACAGUAGAAGAAAGGAUGCAGCAGGUUCAGGCACGCAAGCAGCGAAUGAUUGCUGGAGCUCUAACUGAUCAAGAGGUCCGCAGUACAAGGAUUGAAGAGCUUAAAAUGCUAUUCAGAUAGUUAUGCGGUUUUGUACAGCAAUUUUUUGGUGCUCGGAAAGAAUAUCCACAUUUUUUGUAUGUAAAUUUGUCUAAGGGGACGCUGUAAUCAUAAUUCUAUCUAUACAUUCAGAAUUAAUAUAUUCUUUGAUGAAAAACAAAAUGGUUUUGAUGUUCCCAAAUUAGAUUCUUUUGGCAAAUGUACAUGAAACUAUUCCCAAAUAGAUUCUUUUGGCAAACGUACAUGAAACUAUUUGCCCAAUUUUGUAAUUCUCUUGAAUGAAUUUUAGGCAUUUAUGAACACCCAGAUUUGGUUUA
This is a messenger RNA of Cryptomeria japonica (Japanese cedar), 3843 nucleotides long. RefSeq names its product DNA repair protein RAD5A. Gene Ontology annotation, molecular function: hydrolase activity, acting on acid anhydrides, in phosphorus-containing anhydrides; nucleic acid binding; ATP-dependent chromatin remodeler activity. Lineage: Eukaryota; Viridiplantae; Streptophyta; Pinopsida; Cupressales; Cupressaceae. The record is from RefSeq and is a predicted model, not a curated record. Bases 53 to 3547 code for a protein of 1164 amino acids. The transcript is spliced from 21 exons.